GCAUAUGUUGCACGAGUUGAUAUAUUGGCGUCUGGGGGAAAACAACCAGCAUGGUAUGCAACACAAGUUUGUUUGGUCAAAGUUGAUAUGGUCGGAGGAUUAGGUUGGGCUGUUGAAUUUAGCGUAGAUGAUUGCUAUGUUUGGAUGUUGUUAGAAUAUACAUACAGUAGCUAACAUUUUGUAUUGGCCUCUGCACGAGUUGUGCAGUGUGCGUGAAUUGGGAAGGUGGAACUGCUUGCCGUAUUUCAAUCAAGUAUUUGAUCUGGUAGCUGCGAGUCUGACAUACCUCGCAUGUUUAAGUAGUUCUUGGGCCUUCUCGGGAUAUGUUUCUAACAUAACGCUGGUGAAAAUGAAAAACGUAGAAGUCCAAUUUUCAAUAUGCAUAAAGGAAUUAUUCCAAUAGUUUGAGAUGCAGAGUUUGUCAUUUUUGAUUUGCAGAAUGCACUGCGAGUUGCAAUAACCAAGUUAAAGGAGCUGACCGAAGCAGCUUGGAGAGGUCAAUAAAUUGACCCUCCCAGAUCUUGAGCUUAUCUUUGUUAAGUAUAUGGCUUCCUAACGAAUGAAUUUGCUCUACAAAAUUGGCAUGUUAAAUUGUUUACAAAUAUGACACGUGCUGAAUGCCUCUAGUUCGUUUUUAUCCGAACUGGUGACCUCCGAGGUUGAUGCAUAUCGGAGAUAACGAACAGGAAUUACUGACAGAAUCAUUAUGUUUCAUGAAUCGACAUUGGACGGGUUUGUUGCUUCAUCUUCACUCUGAUUCUAUUAAGGUGGGUCCUUAGUCCUGGAUUUUUGGGGUUUAGGUAGCAUUUUUUUGUUUGGAAUCAAUAGAUUAACAUUCAGAGUAAUGAGAAAAGGCAAAUUAGUUAAGGAUUUCCAGAUUUAUUUUCAUUACAGACACUACUGAAGUAAUGUACCCCUAUGUAGAUUUUUAUGAAAUUCAUUGGAAACAGUUAUCUGUUGUUAUUUUAAAAUAAAAAGAACAACAAAAAUUUUUAAUUGCAUUUAUUUAUCAGGAAACAUGUCAAGAACUAAAACAAAUGUCAUUUUCACUAUGUUCAUCAAGUUUUAGUAUAAUAAGUGCAAAAUUAUUGAAUUAGCCUUACUCUCCAAAAUGUUAAAAGACAAACAAAUAUGGACACAAUUUCCUUAUAGCAUGGUUUAAAUAUCAUUUUUUCUGGUUAUAUUAGUAGAUGUACAUCUGUUAUAGUUAUUUAUGAAACAAAAUCCAUACCUUUCCUUAAUAAUUUCAAAUCUAUAGCUUCCAGAGUAUGUAUACCCCCAUAAAAACCCUAAGUCUGGCACCAUACAACUGAGCUAUUCAAAACCACUCAUGGAUUAAAAUUUUAUGUAAUUUCAUGAAAAGACACAGAUAAUAAUUCCUUAUCACCUUGGUAAAAUGUUUGUGAAAAAUAUAGGAAAUCUAUUGCAUAAUGGACUUGAUAAAUAAUUUAAUGAAAACAAGAGUUAUUGUCCUUGGAUUCAAUAUUUUGAAACGCAUAAUUGACUAUUCAAAUAUAACUAAGACUUUUGAAAUAUUUUAUGGCUAACAAGAUUUUUUACAAUAACUAUUGACAAAAGACUCCAACAAAAUUUAUGUUCCAGUCAUUAAAUUAUUGACUUUGCACAAUCUUAUGACGUCACAGGAGUGUGGAACUACGUUAAUGUCUACAUAUUCAAUCACAAAUAUAUUAGAUAUAUGUUGUUUUAUUUUGCAAUCUAAUUACCUUAAGUUACAGCUUAUGUUGCUUUAAAACUGCAAACGUGACAACAAUUACACGGCAAAGUACAAUACAAGACCCUAUGCAUUUAUAUCCCCGUACAUAGCACUAUACAAAAUGCGGUAGUUUAUAUGAUGAAAAACACAUUAGCCCAAAACUGGUCAAUACCUAUAAAGGGUUCAAUUUGGUUACAUAACGGGUAAAAAAGGGCCAUUUAGACAUCUUUGAUAUUAGAAAUUAUUAGAACAAGUCUUUAUGAGUCAAUAGAUCGUUAAUAACAUCAUCCCUGAUAAAGCUAUCAUAUUCUGGAAUUGUUAACAUAGUAAAAAAAAACUUGAAAUAUUUUGCAAAUGGGUGUAUAACAGUCAAAUGUGUAUUCAAAGUGUAUUUCAUUAACAUAAUUUAUUACAGGAUAUCGGACAGCAGGUAUUUGGGUCAAAUACUGUCUGACGUGUUUCAUACUGAUUGUUAAGCCGUUCUUGGCACACUGAUUUUGACUACGGAUAAUUCCGUUUACCUGAUCAGGAUAUAGGGCUCACGGUGGGUGUGACCGGUCGACAGGGGAUGCUUACUCCUCCUAGGCACCUGAUUCCACCUCUGGUGUGUCCAGGGGUCCGUGUUUGCCCGACUACCUAUUUUGUAUUACUUGUAGGAUUUAUGAGAUUGAUUACUGUUCGUUAUCUUCGCCUUUCAUAUAAAAGUCAUCUUCAUAAGUCAUCUGUGCAUAAUACAAUGAUCAGCAAUAAACUUUAUCAUAUCUUCUAAUUAACAUGUAUAGUUAUAUUUAUAUUCGAUGAAAUUGCGGGGUUUCUUUCUCUAUUAAUUUUUAAAUUUCUUUUUGUAAUUCUCCAUAUUUUUUAAUCAUUAUAAAAAUCUACUAUGUCAAAAUUGAAAUAUAUCGAUCUAUUCCUCAUUGAUAAUAUUUUCGUGGUCUUUGCUGAUCAGGUGUUCCAACAGUGUGUUGGAAUUCCCAUUGUCACAAAUUGUUCUCCUUUGUUAGCUGACCUGUUUCUAUAUUUAUAUGAAGCGGAAUUUAUUCAAAUUCUUACACACGAGAAGAAGAAAUAUCUUGUCGUGGCCUUCAAUUCGACAUUUAGAUAUAUCGACGACGUUUCGUCUAUUAACAAUGAUAACUUUCAUUCAUAUAUCGAAUCGAUAUAUCCCUGUGAGCUCGAAAUAAAGACAUCACAGAGUCGUCCACUUCUGCUCCAUACUUAGAUCUUUUAUUGAAAGUAGGUAAACUGACAACUCAACUGUAUGAUAAACUGAAUAAUGUCAGGUUCUCCAUCGUCAACUUCCCAUGUUUAUGUAGCAAUAUUUCAUUAUCACCUGCAUAUGGUGUUUAUAUCUCUCAACUGAUUCGAUACGCAAGAGCUUGCUCUGCGUAUAGUCAGUUUUUAAAUCGAGCUAUUGACAAACAAGUUGAUGGUACAGGGGUUUCAACAGUCUCGAUUGAAGUCAGCAUUUCGCAAAUUCUAUGGUCGUUAUAACGAUCUAGUUCGUCAAUACAACCUAUCAUUGGGUCAAAUGCUGUCUGACAUGUUUCAUACCGAUUGUUAGGCCGUUCUUGGCACACUGAUUUUGACUACGGAUAUCUCCGUUUACCUGAUCAGGAUAUAGGGCUCACGGCGGGUGUGACCGAUCGACAGGUGAUGCUUACUCCUCGUAAGCAACUGAUUCCACCUCUAGUGUGUCCAGGGGUCCGUGUUUGCCUAACUAUCUACUUUGUAUUGCUUAUAUGAGUUAUGAGAUUGAUCACUGUUCGUUAUCUUCACCUUUCAUUGUGUUAAGAAGACUAUGUAUCCUAAUGACCGUGUUUCAAAACCAUCAACAAUUUUCAUCUACCGACAUUUCUGAUGUUCAGUAACAGCAUUAUUGAUAACAAUAAAAUUCUAUCAUUUUCAAUGCAUCACAAACUUUUGCAUGAUUUUCUACAAUGUGUACCUCAGUCAUAUAAUGUGUGCUUAAACAAGGUUCUAAUGGUUUAAAUACAUAUACCAUCACACGUCAUACUAUCAAUCCACCAUCACCACUCACACUCAAAACUGACCAGUCUAACUUAAUGAUAUCACAUGUCCAUCAUGUAUACAUCAAAUUAGCAGAAUAACUAUAUACAUAAUAAUGAAUUACACAAUAGAUGCACGCUGCACAGUAUUUACAAGUCAAAUUAUUGGAAAAUGCUUACAUGUACAGUUUCACAUUUUAUAUUAGGUUUCAAUUAUAUUUCCACAACUAUCUAAAUGUAGUCCGUAGGUAACUCCGCAAAUUUGCAUGUAACACACAUUUAUGAUAGACUUAGUCCAUGUGUACUGGUAUGUUGAUAUACAACUAUUAUAAUGGACUUCAAAUUAACGUCAGCACAUUUGUUUUAGUUACACAACAUUUCAACAGUAAAUCUCCAAAUAAAACACUGUACAAUUAUAAACAUAGAAAAAAACAUACAGCACAUCAAUGUCACGUACCGUAUCAGUAUACUGUUCUUGCACAGCAAAAAUACAAUAUAAUGUAAAUUCAAAAUAUCACUUACAAUAUAUGUGUGUUAUAACAAUAAAUGUUAUGAUAAACAAGGUACAAUUUACAAGUAACAAUUAAGUAACAAUUCACGAGAUUUCUGUUACUAUAUUAAUUACUGAACGUUCUCUUGCUCUCAUACAUUCACAAUCUACAACACAUUUCAAAAACAAUUAGUGAACAAACAUUCUAUAUCUACAACACAUUUCAAAAGCAAAUAUUGAACAAACCCAUAUACGUUCUAAAUCCACGCUACAUUUCAAAAUAUUUGAUCUCUUCUUUACCAUCAUCAUCUUCUGAAUCUUCGAACCCAAACUCCUUUUCAAGUCUCUCCAUUAAACUUGGUGGUUUCUCCCUUUUGGGUGCCUCUGUCAACUUGUGUUUUAUGAGAUCAGAUGAACUUUUGAAUGGGCGAUGAGUAUGAGACGAUGAAUCCUUGGAUGGGGACGUGUCAAACAAUGGAAGUUGGUUAUGCGAACUGGUGGAUAGACUAAGCAAGGACGCAGAUGAUGACCUCAGUACAGACAAUGACGACGAUAAUGUUGAUGUGGGGAAACUAGUGGGCCCUUUAUCUAUUAAUUGUUUCCUGUGCUCCAACAGACUAACACUUUUUGUUGGAUUAUGGGCUGGUUCUGCCUCAAACUACAUCGUGUUGGUUUCCUGUGUUGGUUCCCAGUCUGCUGUAGAGGCAGACGGCUCUGAAGGAGUAAUAUUUGUGAUGGAGUCCGAGUGUGAAUUAUCAUCUUCAUUGUGAACUUCUUACCUCAUCUCCUCAUGUGAGGAUGUCGAGGACAGUCCCUCAGAUUACCUGACCACAGGAAAACUUCCACAUCGUUUCGACGACACUGCAUUAUCCACCAAAUCUUGACCAAUAUCUGACACAUUCUCAAAUUUUGCAUCCGGAUUGAAUUCUCCAAAGUGAUUACAGCCGAGGAGGUGACACGCGCCCCCUCUGACAAAUGCGUGGAUUCUACGACAGAAACUUCCCGCUACUGCUGCUACUCACUCCUCCAUAUGGUGCUCUGCUGCCUGGUUGAUCACUACUGCUAUCCACACUACUAUCUACACCAGCUAUCCUCUCUCCUACUGCGGACACUUCCUGUUGAGAAUCACUCUCCGCGGUAAGCUCGUCCACUUCCAUAUUUGUCCCCUGUGUCUGCAACGACAACGUGUCUGUUCUGCUAUCCACAAAUUGCAGCUCUACUAAACUGAGAUAAAUUUUAGAUUGCGAUGUCAUGGAAGACGUACUACAUGAAUCCAUCGUAACACUGUUGUUAUAAGAGUCUGCCCUUGAGGACCUACCAUUACCACAAGAAUCUGAACGGGACGUACUGUCACACACACUUCUCAGUUCUUGGUUUUUCCUUUGAUCCUCAGUACUGUCAACUUUGACUGGGUCCACCUUUAUAUUCACAGAAAUACUCAACUUCCUCUAAUACUGCCUCAGACUGUCUCACCUGCUGUUGUCCACUUGAACGCUCUCAUCCUCCUCUACAACAUUUAGUCCUACUGGUCUCUGAACUGACUCACUUGUAGAGUCUAGUUUAUCUACUUCCUCCUGUACACCACAGUUUACAUUUAGAUCCUCCCCCGAUCUGUCGGUUACUUCACAUAUGUGGUUCCUUUCACUCUGGUCACUACUAGAAGUCCUAUCCUGCUGAUACUGUUUUUGUAAUGAAGCAUCUGCCUCCUCAUAUGUGUCAAGGUCUCUAGUUGUUUGAUUAAUGUAAGAUAUUUGAGAAGGCGCCUCAGCAUCACUGCCAUUGUCAUCAGUAUCACACUCCGAAUGAAGACUGUCAUGCUUCGAGUAGUUAUACACAGUUGAGUCCGGACCACAGUCACUUUGGAUUUGAGUAUGGUUUGAACCAUGGACAGUUGAUUGUAUAAAAUGUCCAUGAUCAAAAGUGUCAGAUUCAUCAAAGGAAAUGGUGGCAUAUUUGUUUCUUUUUACGUUGCAAGAAUAUUCUGCACCUUUGUUAUCAUCUGAAUCAUAAUCUAGUUGCUGUGGUGGUUCAUUAAGUUUCUGUUGUGAUGUUUGCUGUAGCUUUUGUUGUGGUGGUUGCUGUAUUUGCUGUGGUGGUGGUUGUGGUAUUUGCCGAGAUUGAUGUUGUGGUGGUUUUGAUAGUUUCUGGGGUUUCAGUUGUGUUUGCGAAGAUUACUGUUGUGCUUGUUGUAUUUGCCCAGAUUGUUGUGUUUGUUGUGUUAAUUGCAUAGAAUGUUGUUGUGGUAAUGGCUGUGGUGUUGAUUGUUGUGGCACUGGUUGCUGCUGUAGUGGUUGCUGAGAUUGUGACUGAUGAAUAUUUUGAGGAUAUGCAACGAGUGCUUCCUGGCCAGUCGAUGAUAAUGAACCGCUAUUUGACCAAGGAAUUUCCCCAGACACAGAUUGAACUGGGUUCAAUCGCUGAACAUUCAACGGUGGUCAACCGCUUGAAGUCUGGGUUGAAACACCAAGGAAAUGUGGGUAGGGUUCAAUCUGAACAGCAGACACUGGUAGUUCAAGAAUUUCGGAUACCAUUGGGUAUCCAUAUGGUUGGGGAAAUCAUGGAUAUGGUUCCCAAGGUGACAGACAAUAUGGCAUAAUUUGAGGCGAGUAGGAUGGGAACUGAUCCCAUUGUGGAAGCACUUCAUUAUAUGACACACCCAUUUGUGUAGGAUAGUUAUACAUGGCACUCAUCUUGUUUUCUCUAUCUCGUUUCCCCCUCUCUAUUAUUAAAUAGUAGUAAAUAUAUUCAUACAAGAAAACAAGAACAGUAUUGAAAUACUGUAUCAACAAAUAUAAAUUCGACUGAAAAAAAAUUUGUUUCCCUGCUUUAGAUUAAAAGCUUGGAACACUAUAAUGAAAUAUAUUUUCAAAAUAACAACGAAACAGACUUUAUCUAGGAAAAUCUAAACACUAAAGAAUUGAAGGGAAAAUAAUAAAUUUUGAUAUUGAUAUAAACUAUAUAUAUGAAAGAGAAAAAAAUGCAAAGAAAAAAUUAAUAAAUUAUUGGAAAAAAUGUGCUUUGCCUUAUCAAGGCAAAAGCUAAACACCAAAGGAAUGAAUAAGAAAAAUUAAUAAUAAAUAUCAAUAUGGGUAGGUCAAGAAAGAAAGAAAAAAUGUAAACAAUGAAUCAAUAUUGAUUCAUUAUUGCAAAGUAAACUUCAUAAAACAAGAAAAAUAUCAAAGUAUCUUUAUUCUAUUGAAUAAGUUUGAAAAAAAAAAUAAUCAAAAUUUAAAGAAAGAUAAAAAAUUGUAAUUAACUUUAAACUGGUACAAUGUAAACAAACAGGUUUUUUCCCAAAAUGUAAAUAGAUAUAAACGUCACAAGGAACUGUUUAGUGACAAUUUGGCGCCAAACAUCGAGCGUGCAAAAAUGACGCGGGGCAAGACGACAAAAACAUUUCACAAAAUGAUAAAUAUAGAAACUGCGUUUCAAAAAUGAACAAUACAACAGUUUAUCGAUUUAACGUUUUUUAAGAAACGCUCAAAACCGAUACAAAUGACAAGAUUCAAAUACCAGCAAUAAUAUUCAAUGAAAAGAGAAGUAAAUUAUCCCCACGUGCUAUUUGUCACGUAUAUAAGGGUGAUAACUCUAACACAAAAAACGGCAAAAUAGUUCAAAUGAAUAUAUCGUGAGUAUGCGCUAUAGACGCUCAACACGACAAAUUCAAUAGAAAAAUGGUUCAAUAUAAUUGAACGUUGGAAUAUCGUAAAUACACGUUUAAAUAUUAAACGCUCAACACACUAUUCCACAAAAUGACAAAAAAUAUACGGUGAUAACAUAUCACCGCGUUUGCAAAUAUUGCAAAAUAAAUGUUCACCGGCGACACCAAUAUCGUGUAACCGAGGUAUUACAUGACAUAAGAACACAAGGCAUAUAAACAAUGCCCUACCUUAAUUCAGCAGGACUCCACAAAUGGCAUUUGGACUAUCAUACAUAUAACACAUGGGAACACAACAUCAUAGGUUUGGGUAAAUCGUCGACUGCUGCAGGGUAGAUGGGAAGGGCUGAGUGAACGGAAGCUCCAGGUCAAGGGUUAGGAAUAGGAUAUACCAGGUUCAAGUGUUAUUUACAUGAGUAUAUACAUAUACAUAAAUACGUUUUACUACAUUAUUGUAUUCACUAAAUUUCUUUCAUAUUCGGUAUAGGGAGACAUGGCAAAUAAGGAUAUGCCUGUCGAAAGUUGGCCGUCUUUUAUUUACGAAUUCAUAGCUUCACCCAUUUUGCCAGACGAGGUAAAGGAUAACUUUAACAUAACUAAUAAAUGUUGAAUUGAAAGGUAUGCUUUUGUAUGUGUCACAAGUAGGAUUAAGCAUCCAGCAGAACUUAUAUAAAUGUAUUCCUGGGGGAGAUGAAUACUUUUUUUAUGUUUUAUAAGAAGAUUGUUCACCAUUAGAUAUAUUCAUGAAGGUGUCACUUAGAAGUAGAAAAAAUGUAUUAAGAAAUAUCUAUAUGAAUCAAAUUGACAUUCUUGUCUAAAUUUGAACGUGAGUCAAAUAUAUUUAUUGUAUCUAAGAAAAUCCAAACAUGUAAGGAAAGAACUGAAUACAUCUACCCAGAAAAAGGAAAUUGGUUUACAAAUGACGUUUCCUCAUAUAUACGCGUGGGGAAAAUUUAGGUGCUAAUUACGUGACCUCGUAAUUACUGUAAAUUUUCCCCACGAUUAGAUGAUAUAAUAAUAAUAAUAAUAAUAGUAAUAAUACUUUAUUUCACACACUAUUCUUCCCCAGGGCCUUCCACUAUAAUAUAUAAUUAUAUACAAGAAUAAUCACUUAAAACAGAGUCUCAAAACAUGAACACAAAGUUACGUAACAAGAUUCAGUCUAUAUCACUUAAUACAAUUGAAUAUCAGUGACAAAUAAUCACAAAAUUUAAUGUUCCAGAUUGCGGUUAAAAGACAAAUGCAUCAUGUGCAUAUAAUUUAUAUACGAGAGGGGAAAAUCAUCCUUAAAUAGUGGUACGGCAGCUGAUAACGUAUUUUGUAACAUUGUCUUUAAAAAUAUGUUGAGACUGAGAGAGCCGUAUGCAUUGUGGUAGUUUGUUCCACAGGGUCACACCUGAGUAUUGUAAAGAGGUCUUGAAUAAUUGUGUGUUAAACUUUGGCAAUCAAAGAUCGUGGUUUGAUUCAGAACGCAGACGAUAAGAAGCAGAAGAUUGAAGUUCAAAUAGCUCAAGAUAAUCGAGAGGCAAACCGCGAAAAAUUUUAGAUAAUAAAAUAUAUUUGUGUAAAUCAACUACCUCAUAAACUGUCAGCCAACAUGUUUCUCAAACUAUGAUUUAGAAGAGAAAUCUGGACUUGCAUCCAGAAUUAUCCUUGCAGCUCUUUUUUGUAACUUAAAUAUUCUUUCUAUACCAAGUUUGGAUGUAUUACCCCAAAUAGUCAAGCAGCAGCUAAUGGACGGCAGAAUAUAUGUACUGUAAUAGAGCUUUCUGGUAUGUAGGAGUAGAAACUUUUUAUCUUGCAUAGUGUAAAUAAUUUGUAGUUUACGUUUUUGCAUACUGAGUUAAUAUGAUCGGUGUAAAUUAAUUUAUCAUCAAUAUGUACACAAAUAAGCUUCUCAGUCUGAAAAUGUUCAAUUGAAUUAUUUCUAGCAACAAGUUUUAAAUUUUGGUCCUCUAAUAUUGAUUUUCUUUGCUGUGUACCCAUCAGCAUACAUUUUGUUCUAUUUACGUUUCACACCAGUUCUCAAUGUCUCAAAUAUCUGAAAUGAGUACAUUUUCUAAACAUCUUGUACCGUGACCAUUAGAGUGUAGAGUAACAUCGUCGGCAAACAUGUCAACAUUUGAAUUAUUUACAUACAUUGCAUGUCGUCACCCAAUCGUUCAUGUAACAAAUUAAAUAUUGAUCUAGUCUGCUGCUUGGGAAGGUAAUAUAUGUAUGUAGUAAUAUAUCAUAUGUAGAUUUUGAAAAUUUGUGUGGAAUGGAUAUCUCUAUUGUGAGUGUGUAUGAGAGCCUUCCUAUGAAUAUUGUUAAACAAAUGAGCAGAAUAUGUACUAUAAAUGAUACGGGAACAUAUUAUAUGGGAACAGAUGCGACAGAAACAGAUGAUACAGGAACAGAUGCGACAGGAACAGAUGAGACAGGAACAGAUGAGACAGGAACAGAUGCGACAGGAACAGAUGAGACGGGAACAGAUGAUAUGGGAAGAGAUGAAACGGGAACAGAUGAGAUGGAAACAUAUGAGACGGGAAGAGGAGAGAAGUCAUAAUGCAUGCUUUCAAACUUGGUUGUUUGCUGUACAAACUACAAACCGACAUGAUGAACGAUUUCACAUGUUGGUUCCAAAUAUCACUUGAAAUACUCAGAUUGGAUCAAGAAACACAACUGCAAUUGCUGAAGAUAAAGUUUCUGUAUGUUGCAGUUUUAUCAUAUUUUCUGCGGCUGUACAUUUCCUCUGGGCGGAACACACGAUACGUGUUACAGUGGUCGGACAAAGCCGUGUUACUUGUGUUAUGGACGUGUGGUGACGUGGAACGGAACCCUGGGCCUGCAAACACCAAGAGGCUCACUAGGUCCGAGAUUCUACGCAAAUUCCGAAGAUUCACUCAAAUGCAGUUACUGGAAUUCAUUUACAAUGGGAGUGAAAUGCCGAAACAUCCCUUUAGGAAGCCUCCUCCAGGAUGGAAUGAUGACAAGCCUGAAAUUGAGUUCAAAAACAUUUCAAAUACAAAGUCUGGUGAAGAAGAAAUCUUUGAUAAGAUGUUAUGUUUAAUAGAGAAGAAACAGAUUCCGUUACCACACGAAUGGGUUGAUAUUUUGAGGCAUUACAACAACUUAAAGGCAAAACGUAAUGAAGAAGCAAGUAAAACAGCGAUGGAACAAUGGAUGCUGGAGGAGGACAUCCUUCGAUUUCUUCCGAAGAUUACAGAAUAUGUUGGAAAAACGGAUAGUCUACAUGAAAAAAUUUACAAUCUUUCCAAAAUCAUCGCAUUGAAAUCUAGUCUGUCGCAUGGUGUUUCUGACCGUUCAUGUUCAUGUGUUGAGAAUUGGCGUGAAGAAGGUGGAUUUUCCCCAACUAAUGUUCCGACAAUCUCUGACACAUUUGACACAAACAGCGAAGUAUCCAACUCUUCGACAAAGAAACGCCCUGCAUCAAAUUCUGUUAAAGCCGUAGCUGACACACAGGGGAUUUCAGACACAAAAAAGUUCAGGAGAAAUAAGGAUGAUCCUGAGAAGAAACGUCCUGCAUCAAAUUCAGUUAAAGACGUAGCUGACACCCAGGGGAUUUCAGACACAGAAAAGUUCAAGAGAAAUAAGGAUGAUCCUGAGAAAUGCAUGUCAAAUCAACAACAAAACCUGGAUAUGCAAGGAGAAUACCAAUCUGGAUCUGUAUACGAUACUGAAGGGGAUCCUGAUACCCAACCGUCCUUGGAGGUCCCAACAGAUGGCUGCAUGGUACAAAAUGCAAAUCUUUCCGAUGCCGAGGAUGAGCUGUUGAAGAAAUGUGUGUCAAAUCAACAGCAAAGCCCAGAUAUGCAUAAAGAAUUCAUAGACGACACUGCAGGACCUUCUGAUGUUCAAUCGUCCUUGGAGGUUCCAACAAAUAACAAAAAGUUAAAUCUUUUACACAGUUCCGAUGACGAGGAUGAAGAACUGUGGAAGGAAACAGACGAAAUAUUUGGAGAUGUAACGCUUUCGGUCAAUGAUUUUUAUCAGGUCACAAUGGUUCCCAUUUUCUUACGAAUGUAUCUAGAAGAUGAACCCUACGCUCACCCAUCGAAUGAAAUGGUUGAAUUGUGCCUACAGAUUCUGAACAAAGUCUUUUGAUAGAAUUUUAAUAUCAAUAUGAGGCUGCUUUCUCAUGGUAUUUGCAUGAGUUUCAAACUCUAAAGAGACCUUUCAAAAUGAAAACAAAAACAAAUACAUAAUUUUUCAGCUGUUUUCAUUCAUUGCUGUAAAAAUGAACGGCCUCACAUUUUUUGUAAAGUAUUCCGUUUUGCUUAUAUAGAGGAAUGUGUAUGAAUAUAGAGAAGGAUAGAUAUAUAGAUAAACAACAUUAUUCUCUCCUGAUUAUCUAGAUUCUAUAUAAAAUCAAGUGAUGUGUAAAUAUAUGUAUAUUUAUAUAUAACAUGUGUUGAUGUUUGAUGAGAAAACAAUUAAUGAUAUUGUUACUUAAUAUCUAUGAUCGAUAAGCUUUAUAAAUUCAUACUUUCUGGAAAUAUUGCUGUGUGAUGGUUUGGGAUUAACUUUUAUAUGAUGAUGGUCAUUUUUAUCAUAGCAAUGUGUAUAAUUAUGUGACAUAAUGCUUGAUGUAUUAAAUACACAGAUAAUAUUACAUUGCAACAUCUGUUUCACACCCCUUAUCAACCCGAGACUCCAAUAUCAGUCUGAGAGUCCACGGUCCUCCGGCUGAUAUUGCUCGAAGGUUGGGAUAUGGUGUGUGAUACAGAUAUUGAAAUGUAUUAUUGCUUUCAUACAUGUAUAUAUUUGAAAUUAGAAUCCACAAUUGAAUUAUAUCUAUAUUCUUUUUUAAUCAUUAAACAUGUCGUUUUGUUGAA
Molecule: messenger RNA, 12709 nt
Organism: Ostrea edulis (European flat oyster)
Lineage: Eukaryota; Metazoa; Mollusca; Bivalvia; Ostreida; Ostreidae
Exons: 13
Coding region: 10419-11978 (519 amino acids)
Source: RefSeq, a predicted model, not a curated record